AACCCACGCCUUUCCUGACUCGCACCUGGCGUGGGAUCGGUAACCUGUCUAGGCUAUCUUUCGGGUUUGCGGGAACUCUUAUUCUUAUUUUUAUUUUUUCCUGUCGCAGCAGCGCCAUGGAGGUGCACAGCGAAUCACGGAAUCCACCCCGGCCUCGUGUGUGAGAGGGCUUGCCUUGUUCUCGACGCCAUGGGCUGCCGCGGUGGUGCUGUGCUUGGAGACGAUUUUUGCCGCCGUCACACGGCAUCGGCUGCCGCAUGUGCCUGUGCUGUUGCCAUUGCUGCCAGUGCUGGUGCUGGUGCUGGUGCUGAUCGGUUUGCACUCUCCCUCGGCCAGCCUCACACUGGGAGUGACUGGCUCCAAAUGCUCCGGUUGGCGGCUGUAGGAGCGUUGGCUGAGCCGCCCCGCCCCCCGGCUCUUUGCUCGGUCAUGGCCUUGACAGAGUCGUGGAAGAGGCCAGAAAGAGAGUCAGAGUGCACUUCAAUUUCCAGACUCCGGUUCCAUCAGGACUAG
This is a messenger RNA of Bipolaris sorokiniana ND90Pr, 513 nucleotides long. RefSeq lists its product as uncharacterized. The transcript has a single exon. Lineage: Eukaryota; Fungi; Ascomycota; Dothideomycetes; Pleosporales; Pleosporaceae. The coding region runs from base 190 to 513 and encodes 107 amino acids. The record is from RefSeq and is a predicted model, not a curated record.